Molecule: messenger RNA, 1215 nt
Organism: Pterocles gutturalis (yellow-throated sandgrouse)
Lineage: Eukaryota; Metazoa; Chordata; Aves; Pterocliformes; Pteroclidae
Gene: SLC16A7
Product: solute carrier family 16 (monocarboxylate transporter), member 7
Exons: 3
Coding region: 1-1215 (404 amino acids)
Biological process (GO): transmembrane transport; monocarboxylic acid transport
Cellular component (GO): membrane
Molecular function (GO): monocarboxylic acid transmembrane transporter activity
Source: RefSeq, a predicted model, not a curated record
AUGCCACCAGCAACAGCAGCACCACAGUACCCACCUCCAGAUGGAGGCUGGGGAUGGGUUGUAGUCUUUGGGGCUUUUAUCUCCAUUGGAUUUUCCUAUGCAUUCCCCAAAGCCAUCACAGUAUUCUUCAAAGAAAUACAAGAAAUCUUCCAUACAUCGUAUAGUGAGAUAGCCUGGAUAUCAUCAAUAAUGUUGGCUGUCAUGUAUGCAGGAGGUCCAAUAAGCAGCAUUUUGGUGAAUAAGUAUGGUAGCCGGCCUGUGAUGAUAGCAGGAGGUAUCCUGUGUUCAUUUGGUAUGAUUGCUUCCUCUUUCUGCAAUAGUGUCCUGGAACUUUAUCUAUGUAUUGGUGUCGUUGGAGGUCUGGGUUUAGCGUUCAACUUACAGCCUGCCUUGACCAUGAUUGGCAAGUAUUUCUAUAAGAAGCGUCCCAUUGCUAAUGGAUUGGCCAUGGCUGGAAGUCCAGUGUUUCUGAGCACAUUGGCACCUCUCAAUCAAUUUCUCUUUAAUGCGUUUGGCUGGAAAGGAAGCUUUCUCAUUCUGGGAGGACUUCUUUUGAACUGCUGUGUGGCUGGGUCACUGAUGAGACCUGUUGGACCGAAAACAGUCCCUCCUGUGAAAAAAGAUGUUGAAAAAGGCAAAGGAGAUUCUACCUUGCACAAAAACAACAAGAAGUCUUUUUGGCAAACUAUGAAUAAGUAUUUAGAUCUGUCCCUCUUCAAACACAGAGGAUUUCUGAUCUAUUUGUCAGGAAAUGUCAUUAUGUUUAUUGGUUUCUUCGCUCCAAUAGUAUUCUUGGCUCCUUAUGCCAAGCACAAGGGAAUUGACGAAUAUUCUGCUGCUUUUUUGCUAUCUAUUUUAGCCUUUGUAGACAUGUUUGCUAGGCCUUCAAUGGGACUUGUAGCAAACUCCAAGUUUAUCCGGCCAAAGAUUCAGUACUUUUUUAGUUUUGCUGUCUUGUACAAUGGUGUCUGUCAUAUCUUGUGCCCUCUGGCAACAAAUUACACUGGCUUGGUGAUAUAUGCUGUAUUUUUUGGAUUUGCAUUUGGAAUGGUUAGCAGCGUUCUUUUUGAGACAUUGAUGGACCUUGUUGGGGCUGCCAGAUUUUCCAGUGCGGUUGGACUUGUCACCAUUGUGGAGUGUUGCCCUGUGCUCAUAGGCCCUCCCCUGGGAGGUAAGAAUCUCUUUUAUUCCAUUUUUUCUGCCAUUACAGCAUAA